AUGUUGGCGUAUUCGAAUCAAUUUCUGGAAUUAGUAUUCAUCAAUUUGGUACUCGUAUUCUUAGUUCCAACUUUUUGUAUUAUUCUUGAUUCCAAUGAUUGUGAAAAAUCAACACAAUUACGUUUUCCAAAUAUAACUGAUCCCGAAAUAAGAUAUUAUUUGUUUACUAGAGAUAAUAUUUUAGAAGGAACAGAAAUCAAAGAUCAAGACGUUCUGUCUUUACAAAAUUCAAAAUUUAAUAAAGAAUGGCCUACAAGAAUUUUUAUAAAUUCUUGGAAAACAACAGCAAAACAUUGUAAAAUAGCAGUUGUAAGGGACGCGUACUUUGAAAUUGGAGAUUUUAAUUUUAUACUUGUUGAUUGGAGUGAUUAUAAUACUAAAGAGUAUACUUUUGCUGCUGCUAGUGUAAAUGAUGUUGGAAAGUUAGUUGGAAAUUUUACAAAAUUCUUGAAUACGCAUAUGGACGUUUCAUUCGAUGAUAUGUAUUUAAUUGGUCAUGGUUUAGGGGCACAUGUAGCUGGAGCUGUUGGAGAAUCAAUAUUACCAAAUCAAUUUAAUACAAUAUAUGGUUUAGAUCCGACUGGAACUGAUUUUGUUGAAACAUCAACAAAUAAUAGAUUAGACCCAUCUGAUGCAAAAUAUGUUGAAGUUGUAGUUACUGAUAUGUAUUACAAUGGUUUUAGUACAAAUGAAACUUUAGGGCAUGCACAAUUUUAUCCAAAUAAUGGUAGACGUGUUCAACCAUCUUGUCCACAUUAUUUAAUAAGGUCUUUCAGUCCAGGUGAUCAAUUUUGUAGUCAUACUUCUUCAAUUGAUUAUUUUGCAAAUUCUUUAAAUUCAAAAAUAAAAUUUUGUGGUAAACCAACAACUUGGGACGAUAUUUUUUCAAUGCUUCCACCAAUAAAUGAUGGAGUAUGUGAUAUUCUAAUGGGUGGUGAACCAUCAGUACCGAAGUCAGGCUAUUAUUACCUUUUUGUCGGUUAUUCAGAUUUUCUUCCUGCUUAA
Molecule: messenger RNA, 1005 nt
Organism: Condylostylus longicornis
Lineage: Eukaryota; Metazoa; Arthropoda; Insecta; Diptera; Dolichopodidae
Product: pancreatic lipase-related protein 2-like
Exons: 3
Coding region: 1-1005 (334 amino acids)
Molecular function (GO): lipase activity
Source: RefSeq, a predicted model, not a curated record